Linum trigynum is the source of this 2737-nucleotide messenger RNA. The record is from the annotation of a GenBank genome assembly. Lineage: Eukaryota; Viridiplantae; Streptophyta; Magnoliopsida; Malpighiales; Linaceae.
UGACAACUUCCAAACGACCCCUUACUGGAUUGUCAUUGGUAAACGUUACUAUUGCUGCUCCAACAACCAACAGUCCAACACAUAAAGGCAAAAUAGUAACAAUCAAUAUUUCGAAAAGAACAACCUUUGUCCCGGUGAAAUGGCUGGCUUAUUGGCUUCCAUCAUGACACUAAUAUCCAAAGGUUAGUCCCAGAUAAAUGGACUUGUAGACGCAGGCAUGUCGAUACCAUAGUAGCUUAAUGAUAAGAUGUUCAUAUAUUUACGGUGAUGUUCAUAUUAUCUUAUUUUUUUAGGAUUCUAGCGUUAUAAUUCUCCUAUAAGUUGUAAAAAAAAAAAAAAUUCGAACUAUUUAUGACAGGACAUUAAAAGUAUGACUCUCUCUGAAACAAGUGAAGUGUCUUGCUUUAAGUUUCGAUGUUAUGCAAAAAAUAAAUCUACGGUAUAGUAAAGUUCGUAUACAAUUAGAUAAAUUUAAGCAUUAUUAUGAGUAAAACUCGUAAUCGAUUAACUUUUGAAGAAACUCAUAAGAUUUAAAUUUUAAAGUGAAUGUUCCUACUCUAGUUAAAAUCAAGGGAAGAGUGUAUUCAAAUUAUCAAAGACAAGUAUUAGACAAAUAUAUUAUAUGUACUCAAAUACUUGAGAUAGCAAGAAGAAGGGGGGAAAACCUCACUGCCAAGUGCCAACAUCUCUCCUACUCUGCCUUGCUCUCUAAGGCUCUCCAAUAAAAGCAAAAGGUUAUUUAUUUCCAAAAAAGAAGCCAAAACCCACAUUCUUACUUUGUAGUUGAGCCCUUGCUGUCAGAUUCCAUUCCAAAGAGCCACACAGAAAACUUCCAAUCCAAGGCAAGCACCCUUCUUCAUGGAAUAUUUUUGGCAAACAAUUCCCUUCCCAGUUUUCCUAUACGAUGUUGGAUCUUUAUCAGAACGGAGAUAAAUCUCCAUCAUCAUAAUUAUUGGCUUAACGAUAAGAAUAGAUGAUUCAAAAAUAUACAAUAUGAUCAACACUUUUUAUAAUCAUAUCAGUAUUCCUUACAACACGACCAUGAGAUCUCCCAAUUCAUAACCAAUAUCUUCACUUUUAUUUUCAUUUUAAAAAUCUUUUACAACCAGUUACCACCAAUCUUCACAAUAAUAACACCUACAUGUAUCAUUGGUAUUCAUUGUGUAUAUGUAAUCAAUUUCACUCCCCCAAAACAAUUCAUCAUUUUCUUCAAACCCACACCAAAUUCCCCUGUAGAAAAAUACCCUUCCCUUUGUUCUAUUAUUAUCAGGCUUACAGUACCCUUUAAGAGAUGGUAAGGGAAUUUGCUUUUUUUUUUUUUCUUUCUUUCCCAUAAGUGGUGGUUUGUAACUUUGUAUAGCCAUGUGACAUGAUGCUGCAGUUGUUAGCUGGAUCUUUUCACCAUGACAACAUAUCCCAUCUAACCACAAAGAGCCCCAUUCUGCAACCAUCCUUCACCAAAGUUUCCCUUAUGUGACAAUUACCAUGCAAAAGGGUCUUUUGUGUGUGUCCCUCCUCUGUUUAAUCUCCAUGAUUAGAGGGUUACUAAUUAAUUAGCAUUUGUUCUGUUGGGCUGUAAAGUAAGAGUGAAGGUUGUUCUUCUUCUACACCACCUUUAUUAAACAGCCAACCAACUACAACAGGAUAAAGAGGAUCAUCAUAGCCAAGAGAAGGUGGGUGGGGAGAAGAAAGGCCAGCAUAAGAGAAAGGCCAGCAGCCAAGAGGGGAAGAAAAAAAACCCAUUGUAGGGUUAUUCAGGAAAUCAUGACAACUCAGAAACAGAUGGUGGUGGUGAAGAACCCAGGGCAGCAGCUGGUUGCCUACAACGAGAGCCCAUUGCUGCUGGAUGACAAGGAGGACGAGAUGUCGAGGUCUGCAUUGGCGAUGUUUCGCGCCAAAGAGGAGGAGAUCGAGAGGAAGAAGAUGGAGGUUCGAGGCAGAGUUCAGGCUCAGCUGGGCCGUGCUGAAGUGGCUACCAAGCGCUUGGCUGAGAUUCGAGAAGAGCUUGAAGCUUUGACGGAUCCGUUGAGGAAGGAAGUGUCGAUGGUGCGGAAGAGGAUUGAUGUUGUCAACCGGGAGCUGAAGCCAUUAGGCGUUAGUUGUCAGAAGAAGGAAAGGGAAUACAGAGAAGUACUAGAAGCAUUCAAUGAGAAGAACAAGGAGAAGACACAGCUACUCUCCAAGCUGAUGGAGAUGGUGGGUGAAAGUGAGAGGAUGAGGAUGAAGAAGCUGGAAGAGCUGAGCAAACACAUCGACACUCUCCGCUGAAUGACAACAUUGCUGACCACUAUAUAACAAUUUCCCUCUUUAUGUCAAGUGUUCUUUGUUUUGGAUUAACAUUUGUGGUUUCUGUCAUCUGCAUCAAUCACCUCCUUCUGGGUUUUUUUUGGUUCCAAUUUUUCAUGAUGAGCAUGUUGUUGACACAGAAGCAUACUCAUGAACCAUCCAGGUUUUGGUACCAAAUGACUAAUUAGGUCAUAUAUGUAUUUGGUUUGGAAGUCCUUUUUGUUAUCUGUUCUUGUAUUCAAAUGUAAGAUACCCAUGCUUUGUUCAUCCAACCACCUAUACAUAGCAACAUUUUGAGAUCAUCAACCAUAUUUCAUUUAGACAAGAAAGUUAAGAGGAAAUAUGGUUGAUGAUCUCAAGAACAUGUUAAGAACAGAAGACCUCUCGACCACAUAAUUUUUUUGAUACCAUGUUAAGAACUCGUUGACGUCAAUAACUCGAAUUUCAAUGA